AUGUGUCCCGCGCGCUCCAUCAUCGAGCGAGUCCGUCAUGAGGAGGUCGCUGCUGCUUUUCGCGUUGCAAUCCCUGCCCGCGACACUGCUGGCCGCGCAGAGGACCGAGCGGCCGACGGUGAAACUUGCAAGUCUUGCAAAGCUGCAAGCGAUCCCGUGCCCCAUCGUUCCGUGAUCCUCGAGGACAACACGACGCCUUUCUCCGCCGGCCGCCCUCCGAACCCCAAAGCGCCAUUGUAUUCUGCAACCACCAAGAAUAAAACGAGCCUUGCUCCAGCUUGCCACAGCUUCGAAGCUUGUGGUGCUUCCGACAUAUUUCUACCGCUGACAUAUAGGCCGCAAGCUAUCACCUGCAAGACCUUCAAUCUCGACAUACCGAUUAAUACAGACUCGGGCAGAGACUCAAAGAAACCCGCAUCGAAAGCAAAUCCAAUGCCUGGAGUUGCUUGCUCUGCGUGCGCUGGUCCUGUUCGGCGCAUGGUGCAGGACUGCAUAGCGCUCACUCUUACUCCUCUCCAGAUUCGACUCAUCGAUGCUCGACAUUCGACCGACAUCCCUGCGCACAGCAUCAUCGUCAAUCCGAAUGUCGGAUUCCCCGUGCAAAUCCAUCUCAGCUACCAGGCAGCAAAGAUCGCCGACAGGAGUUCAAGCUAGUGUCUUGUCGCACACAGAUCAUCCUCCAAGUAUUUUGGGUGCCCCUAGAGGCUUAGGGUCUUGGUGAUCUUGGUCGAACGCAAAGUUGGGUCAGCUUCAACUCAUUCGCGCUAUACAGUCCAACCAGAAGGGGGCCAUGAAUGAUAAACUCAACCCAUCAUGCUGAGGAAGCCCAUUCGCGUUCUGACAAGGACACCAUCCGAGCGCUGCAGCUCGCGAUGUGCUGGGCUUGUCUUGGCUGAGACUUGUGCCCCCUUUCUUCCAGCUGCAGACAAGCAUUUUUCACCUUAUAAUCAAGGCCCCUGCUUUUCUCAUUCCGGCAACGAGACUAUCUUUUGCCCAGCUCUUGGAUUCUGACCACACCUGUUCUCCGAAGCGAC
Sphaerulina musiva SO2202 is the source of this 1034-nucleotide messenger RNA. RefSeq lists its product as uncharacterized. The record is from RefSeq and is a predicted model, not a curated record. NCBI's taxonomy places the organism in Eukaryota, Fungi, Ascomycota, Dothideomycetes, Mycosphaerellales, Mycosphaerellaceae. Bases 1 to 654 code for a protein of 217 amino acids. The transcript is spliced from 3 exons.